UUUGAUAUCCAGUGCAAUGGAAACAUUUUAUCUCUGGAGUGCGACUCUUGACAAGGCCAACAAAGUUAAACAAUGGGCACGUGACGACGAAGAUGAUCGCAUUUUAAGCUUCAGUAAUGUUUUCCUUGGUGAUAGCAGCAAAGAAAAUGAGCUGAAUGUUGUAAACAUAGAGCAUACGGACGUUGAUGGAGAAGAUGUCAGCUGUGUUUUUUGUGUCCUGCAGAAAGGAGUGACGGACACUAUUCAAAUCCAGCUGAAAACCUCCGAAGACUUCAAGCUUGUUCUCAAAAAAGGAAAUGGUCCAGUGUACGUCAUGGGAACUCAGAGUACCAUGUUUUUCAAUGACAUGGAUGAUGCGAGUAUGGACGAUGAAGAAGAUAUGAACGAAGAAAGCGAGGCUUCUCCUGUGAAAUUGGUGAAAGUAGCUGGGACCAAGAAGAAAAUCAUCGAGACCGAUGAAGAAGACAGAGAAGGCGAAGGCCCAGAGAAAGCGGAGAAAUCUCCUCCUGCUAGGAAGAAGGAAAUUGAAGAACCAAAGGUAUCAAGCAAGCCUGAGCCGAGCAAAAAGCCUGAAGCUGCUAAAUCAGAUAAAACAAAGACUGCGAAGAUCCCAUUACCUGCGAUGGAUCCAGAGGAAGACGAUGAUGAAGAUGAAGGAGACGAAGUACCGAUGCUAGAAACAAACAAAGAUGGAGAAGGUGGAUGAUGACGAGGAAGAAUACGAAGAAAAUGUCGAUGAAAUUAAGAAAUUGAAGGCAAAGUUGGAUUUGGACGACUCAGAAGAUGACGAUGAAGAUGAUGAUGACGACGAUGAUGAAGACAUGUUGGAGGAAGAAGACAAUGA
Molecule: messenger RNA, 844 nt
Organism: Symsagittifera roscoffensis
Lineage: Eukaryota; Metazoa; Xenacoelomorpha; Acoela; Convolutidae
Exons: 4
Coding region: 17-706 (229 amino acids)
Source: RefSeq, a predicted model, not a curated record